Theileria annulata is the source of this 552-nucleotide messenger RNA. RefSeq lists its product as uncharacterized. The transcript has a single exon. The record is from RefSeq and is a predicted model, not a curated record. Bases 1 to 552 code for a protein of 183 amino acids. NCBI's taxonomy places the organism in Eukaryota, Apicomplexa, Aconoidasida, Piroplasmida, Theileriidae.
AUGUAUUCCUUUAUUUAUCUUCUUGCCAUAUUUGGCAUCUUUGGAUUAAAUUUUACUUAUUCAAAAACCUUUAAUUUUUUUCAACCCGACGAAACCCUGGGGAAGAUGGAAGUCCAUGAUCACCUCGGCCUUCGUGUUUAUUUCUUUGACCCUGUAAAGGACUCUGAUGUUGAUAAAGUUGUUGUUGGAGGACAGAAUAUAUGGGCAGCAAGGCCAGGGCAAAAGCUUUCCAAAUUGGUUGGAUUUUUCAAGUGUAUGGGUUUUGGGCUCUCUCACGUAUCCUACUACAACGAUGAGGGUCACAGUAAGGAGCUUCUUCUAAGAUAUUCACACAACUCAGAUUUCCUUGAGGUUGUUGAUAAGGAAAACUUUUACACCAAACUUUUAAGUUACGCCAACGCCGAAGAUAAGUACAACCCUGAAAUUCCAUCCCAUCCUGUUCUCGACGAACUUGAAAAUAUGCUCAAACCCAAAGAUAAGGAAGCCCCCAAGGAUACUGUUGAUGAAAAGCAUGAAGCUGAGGUGCCGGUUGAAGAGCAUGCUGAACUUUAA